AUGUGAACAGUGGGCUGCAGCAUUUGAAAGCGAGCUACGUGAUGUCAGCCAAUUCUGCUGAAUACAAAAUUCCCUGUUCAGAGUUCAAGCAGUAGCGCGGACCACAGAACUCGACGUGGUCUUUGGAAUUCGCUCACUAACAAAGUGGCAUUUUUCUUUUCAGUUCUCUACGAAGCCAGAGUUGCUUCAUUGAAAGCGAAAAGGGCAAAAAAGCGAAGCUUAUUGUCAACGAGUUCCGUUUCCUGAAACGAAGAAGGGAAGAAGAGCAGGGCUUGUUACACCACAUUAGAGAGUUUGUGUGUAAAGUAACACUACGGGCAUUUUUGCUGGAUUCCUCACCUCACGGAUUCUGGUACUUGGUUUGGUAGCGGUGGAUGGCGGCGACAACGGAACAAGCUACUCGACGCUUCACAAAGAACUUACUGAAACCGGGAACAGCGGCAGAGAUCCGCCAGAGCGCAGCAGUCGCCUUCAAGCCGUGUACGAGCCCAGUCUCGCAAGAAAAACCUAAGGUUAUACAGCCUCUGGAUUAUGAAGCAGUUCUCAAACAGCUUGAAAAAGACAUUCAGAACGAUCCACUGAGGGAACUACUACUUUUUCCUAAAGAUGAUUUCUCAAUAUCGACAAUCAAGUGGGAGUCACGAACAUUGUAUUCGACUGUACCUGAAAAUGCUGCACUACAUGCUCAUAAUCUGUUAGUUAAAGAGUGCUGUAAAUAUUACAAUUCUGAAUGGCACGUAGUAAACUUUACAUAUGAACAAUACUCAGGAGAUUUUAAACAGCUACCAAGAAAACUGUACAGACCAGAAAAACUACCUUCACACUGUUUUGAAAUUGACUAUGAAGAUAUUGAUAAAGAUGAGGAUACCACAUCCGUGUCUUCAAAAGGAGGAGGAGGGAGCAGCAGCAGUGGUACGGCUGUGUUCAAAUAUGGAUGGCUGUACAAGGGGAACUUUAACAGUGCAGGGCCUGGCAGCAGUGUUGUAACAGUGCGGUCUUUCAAAAGGAGAUACUUCCAACUCACUCAGCUACAGGACAAUUCCUAUAUUAUGAAUUUUUAUAAAGAUGAAAAAAUAUCUAAGGAGCAAAAGGGGUGCAUAUUUUUGGAUUCUUGUACAGGGGUAGUACCGAAUAACCGGCUGAGAAAAAAUGCCUUUGAGCUGAAAAUGAAUGAUCUGACCUGCUUUGUACUAGCUGCAGAAACUGAGCAGGAUAUGGAUGAAUGGAUUUCAACUCUAAACAAAAUCUUACAAAUUAAUCCAGAUGGACACACUCAGGAAAGGAAAAGUGUUGACCUUACAGAUGUUAAACCUGAAAGUAUCAUGAACCCAGUGUCCCCUUCUGAGAGUACGUCUUCUGCAGAUGAUCAACUGCAUCCAGAACUAGCAAAGUAUAUUGCAGAAACAGAAGAGGCAGUGAAGGAUAAAAGAAGUGAAAACAGACUGAACUUGUUCUCACUUGAUCCUGAUGUACCAGCUUCCAAAUCUCAUUAUUCAGAUUUUUCCAAAAAUGAUGUAUUGGUUAAACCCUUUGAAGAAAAGGUCAGGAGAAGAAUUUUGAUAUCCUGUAACUCUCUCAACAUGCUUCUUCAGACUUGCAUUAUUGACAGUACAACUGAACCAAUAACAAAUAUUGAGCCAUUCUUUGUGAAUUUGGCUUUGUUCGACAUCAGGGACUUUCGUAAGGUUUCAGCAGACUUCCAUGUGGAUCUCAAUCAUGACCUUGUCAGACAAAUGAUUUCUGGCUGCUCUGAAUCAGUGGUAGAAAAUGGAGUGGAACCAGCUGCCAACUGUACUACUGAAAACAGUCUGACAGACCCUCAAAUUAAAGGGUUCCCAGAGGAAUGGCUACAUUAUCCAAAACAGGCUCUUUUCUCUGUAACUAACCCUCAUGUGGACAUUGUGCUGGUAGCCAGAAUAGAAAAGGUUCUGAUGGGAAGUAUUACUAGCAGUGCUGAGCCGUACAUUAAAAAUUCGGAUUCCAACAAGACAGCACAAAAGACGUUAAAAUCAAAUAAACAGUUCUGCAGUAAACUGGGAAAGUACCGCAUGCCAUUUGCAUGGGCAGUAAGGCCUGUUUUCAAGGACACUUUGGGAACAGUUGAUAGGGAAUCUCGGUUCUCACCAUUGUUCAAACAAGAACAGAGCAAGAUUUCCACUGAAGAUCUAUUGAAGCUGAUUGCAGAGUAUAGGAGGGCUGAAAAGGCUAACAAAAUGCAGAUCAUUCCUGGCAGUCUGGAAAUCAAAGUUGAUUUCGUUCCUAUGGACCAUCCAAAUUGUUUAACAUCAUCAUACAUCCCAGUCAAACCAUUUAAAGAUACAGAGCAACAUUUACCUACCAUAGAAGUAGAAGAAUUUGUACAAGAUUCAACGCAGUUUUCUCAGCCAUACACAAUGUACAAAAAUCACAUUUACAUAUAUCCGAAACAUUUGAAAUAUGAUGGGCAAAAAUAUUUUGCCAAGGCAAGAAAUAUAGCUGUAUGCACUGAAUUCAAAGACACAGAUGUGGAAGGUGCCAGACCUAUUAAGUGUAUUUAUGGAAAGCCAGGUGGGUCUGUGUUCACCACUGAAGCAAUCACGCUGGUUUUACAUCACUCACAGAAUCCUGAUUUUUAUGAUGAGGUAAAAAUUGAACUCCCUACACAACUCCAUGAAAAACAUCACCUACUGUUUUCUUUCUACCAUGUAACUUGUGAUAUUAAUGCAAAGGGGACUGUGAAAAAGAAAGAACCAUUAGAGACAGCAGUUGGAUAUGCAUGGUUACCUUUAAUGAAAGAUGGUAGACUUAUGUCUCAGGAAAACCACAUCCCUGUAGCAGCCAAUUUGCCACCUGGAUACCUUCAGUUUCUGGAUGCUGGGGCAGGAAAGCAAUGCGGAGGUGACAUCAAGUGGUUAGAUUGUGGAAAAUCAUUGUUCAGAGUAUGUGCACAUGUUGUGUCGACAGUAUAUUCACAAGAUCCAUACCUGAACACUUUUUUUCAGAAGUGCCAAAAGAGAGAUGGUGAUAUAACUAAGUGCCCUAGCGCUUCUGUCCUUGCUGGACUUAAGGGACUAUUGGCUAUAGAAAAAAUUCAUGUGAUCACUCGGUUUCUCCCAGUUGUGUUGAAUCAGCUAUUUCGAAUUCUCGUACAGAGUGAUGAUGAAGAAGUUUCUACUGAGACAAGCAGAGUACUUGUCCACAUUGUUGCUAAGUGCAAUGAAGAAAAUCUCGACCACUAUAUACAGUCCUAUGUAAAGUUUGUCUUCAAGACAGAGAUGUCUCUGGAAAGAACGGUUCAUGAGGAGUUGGCCAAGAGCAUGAAUUCUUUAUUGAAAACAAAUGACAUCCAGCUAGUAAAGCGUGUCCUGAAGCACUUCCGGUUCUUUUUUGAAAUUAUCAUAAAGUCAAUGGCACAGCAUCUGGUUGAUAUGGAUAAACUGCAGUUACCACGUAAUGAAAGAUUUCCCCAGUCAUAUCAAAGUGAAGUAGAUACUCUGAUAUUAACUGUGUCAGAUCAUGUCAUUUGGAAAGUAAGAGAAGCUCCCGAGGAAACAAGAAGUGCAAAUCAAAGCCUUGCUUUAUUUAUAAAGCGUUGUUUUACAUUCAUGGAUCGAGGAUUUGUACUUACGCUCAUUAGCAGCUACGUAAACAUGUUUGGGCCUGGAGAUUGCAAGACUUUGUUUGCCUUCAAGUUUGAAUUCUUACGGGAAGUGUGCAACUAUGAGCAUUUUAUCCCUCUAUGUCUGCCAAUGCCAUCAGCAAAGAUACCAGAUCCAGACAGUACAGAAUCAGACCUAGCCGAGAACCCUCCUGUGGCAGAUUUACAAGAAUAUACUCUCACUAAUGAGUUCUGUCGGAAGCACUAUCUUGUUGGUCUCUUACUUCGAGAGAUUGGCUUAGCACUUCAAGAAGACCAAGACAUCAGACAUUUGGCUUUAGGUGUCCUGAAAAAUCUAAUGGCUAAACAUUCAUUUGAUGACAGGUAUUCUGAAAAGAGUAAACAAGCAAAAGUUGCCGAACUUUAUUUUCCACUGUAUGGCAUGUUACUUGACAACAUGCAUCGGAUCUUCUUGAAGGAAAUUUUCCCUUUCAGUCUGACUCCAUCUAAUCAGGGCUCUAGAGAUGAUCUUAGUAGUGGUGGGUCACAAAACAAUACAAACAUGAAACAUGCCAGUUCUGUGGAUGCAUCAUUCUCUAAGGAUGUUCUGAACUCAAUUGCAGCUUUUUCUUCAGUAGCACUUUCUACUGCCAGUCACGAAGAAUCCAGGGUAUCACUUGCAAGUACUGAAUCUAACCCAAGUGCAGCUGAAAAAAGCUCUGAGAAGAAUGAUGUCUGUGAGAAGGUGACAAGACCCUUGUCUUUGAUUGGAUCAGCCCUUCGAUAUGACAAACUAGACCAAGAUGAAACUAGAACUCUAAUUAUGUGUUUCCUUCAUAUAAUGAAAACAAUAUCAGAAGAUACUCUUGUGUCCUGCUGGCUUAAGGCUCCUAAUUCUGAGAUAUCUGAUUUCUACAACAUUUUAGAGUUAUGUCUUCAACAUUUUCGAUAUUUAGGAAAGAAGAAUAUUGUAAAGAAAAUAGCUGCUGCAGUUAAGAUUGUACAGUCUACCCAGAAUAACAGUACUCUAAAAGGUCCUAGCACCUCAUCCCAGCUCUCUGGUCUUCUUGCACAAUGGGCACACGCAGGUCAUGAUGGGCAAAGAUACAGUCGGUCACAGACAAUGCCAAUCAUUCGUAGCAAAAAUGCACUUUCUAAUCCCAAACUGCUGCAAAUGAUUGAGGGAACAACUGGUAUAUCAGUUAACAAUGCAGAAAUGGAAACACUUCACAUAGACUUGGAAGCAAACAUUGCCACAGAAGUGUGUCUUACCGUACUAGACAUCUUGGGCCUGUUCACACAAAAUCAUCAGAAACCUCUUCAGCAAUAUGAAUGUCAAAAUUCCCUUAUGAAGAAAGUUUUUGACACUUAUUUACUUUUUUCUCAAGUCAACCAGUCAGAAACAGCACUCAGACAUGUCUUUGCAUCAUUAAGGUUGUUUGUAAAUAAGUUUCCUUCAGCUUUCUUCCAGGGACCAGCUGAUCUUUGUGGUGCCUUCUGCUAUGAAAUUUUAAAGUGCUGUAACCACAGGUCCAGUUCUACUCAGAGCGAGGCCUCUGCACUCCUUUACUUCUUCAUGAGAAGAAACUUUGAAUAUACUCGGCAUACUUCAAUGGUCCGUUCCCAUCUGCAGCUUAUUAAGGCUGUAAGUCAACUAAUAGCAGAUGCAGGGAUUGGAGGUUCUCGGUUCCAGCAUUCUCUGACUAUUAUAAAUAAUUUUGCAAAUGGAGAUGUACAUAUGAAAAAUACUCUUUUUCCUGUGGAGGUUAAAGAUUUAACUAAACGAAUUCGAACAGUUCUGAUGGCUACAGCGCAGAUGAAGGAGCAUGAGAAGGACCCAGAAAUGCUUGUUGAUCUACAAUACAGUCUAGCAAAUUCAUAUGCCAGUACGCCAGAGUUACGCAGGACGUGGCUUGAAAGUAUGGCAAAAAUCCAUGUUCGAAAUGGUGAUCUCUCUGAGGCAGCCAUGUGCUACAUCCAUAUAGCUGCUCUAAUUGCAGAAUACUUGAAAAGAAAAGGUUACUGGAAAACGGAAAAGCCACGUACAUCAAGUAUGCACAUGGAUGAGGACGCAGUCUUUGCUAAUAAUCAAUUACUAACAACUCAAGAUGGCAUAUGUUCCUUUUCAAUGGGGUGGCGAGCUUUCACAAUUAUUACUCCAAAUGUGAUAGAGGAAGGAGCUAUGAAGGAAGAUUCCGGGAUGCAGGACACUCCAUAUAAUACGGAUAUUUUGGUGGAGCAGUUAACACUUUGUGUUGACUAUCUGUGGAAAUCUGAACGGCAUGAGCUCAUUGCUGAUGUUAAUAAGCCUAUCAUAGCUGUGUUUGAGAAGAAACGAGACUUCAGAAGAUUGUCUGAACUUUACUAUGACAUUCACCGAUCGUAUUUGAAGGUGACUGAAGUUGUAAACUCUGAAAAAAGAUUCUUUGGACGAUACUACAGAGUGGCAUUUUAUGGACAGGCUGUGGGAUUCUUUGAAGAAGAGGAAGGUAAAGAAUACAUUUACAAGGAGCCAAAGUUAACAGGACUUUCAGAAAUUUCUCAGAGACUACAGAAAAUUUACUCUGAUAAAUUUGGUGCAGAAAAUGUAAAGCUGAUUCAAGACUCGAAUAAGGUGAACCCAAAAGACUUGGAUCCUAAAUUUGCUUAUAUUCAAGUGACAUAUGUCAUGCCAUACUUUGAUGAGAAAGAACUUCAAGAAAGAGUGACCGAUUUUGAAAGGCAUCACAACAUCAAGCAUUUUGUGUUUGAAUCCCCGUUCACACUCUCAGGGAAAAAACAUGGAGGAGUUGAAGAGCAGUGCAAAAGGAGAACAAUUCUAACAACCAGCCACACGUUCCCUUAUGUGAAGAAAAGAAUUGAGGUUGUUAAUCAGACAAGCACAGAACUAAACCCCAUUGAAGUGGCCAUUGAUGAAAUGUCUAAAAAGGUUUCUGAAUUAAAUGAGCUUUGCACGGUGGAUGAAGUUGACAUGAUCAGGCUGCAGCUGAAACUUCAUGGAAGUGUCAGUACCAAGGUAAAUGCUGGACCAAUGGCAUAUGCCCGUGCUUUUAUUGAAGAGAAGAAUGCAAAGAAAUAUCCUGACAACCAAGUGAAACUUGUUAAGGAAAUAUUUCGGCAAUUUGCUCAAGUAUGUGGACAGGCUCUGGAACUGAAUGGCCGUCUUAUUAAGCAGGACCAACUGGAGUAUCAAGAAGAGAUGAAAUCACACUACAGGGAUAUGCUGAGUGAGCUGUCAGCAAUCAUGAAUGAGCAGAUUACAUACAGGGAGGACUUUUUAAGACAAGGACUGGAGCGACAGCACAUUUUUCAAGCAAUCAGUAAACAGAACACUUCAGUGCAAGGGACAUCUAUAGCUGAAUGAUGCUUGACACCUGUAUGGUCAUUAUAAAAUGCAGUAUUAUCCAUACUGACCUUUGGCUCGAGGUCAGGAAAUGAAGACACAUUAUGAAGCAAAGACUGAACAAAUUAAGUGUUUUUUAAUAUUAUUGAAAGUCUUCUGUUUGUUGCUGUGUCUAGAGCCAUUACUGGCAAUUCUGCUUGUAUCACUGCCUGCACUUUUUUGGUUUUAUAUCGUCAAGUGGCUUUUGACAAGUCACACUGAAAUGUAUGUUGUAUAUGACUUAGGCAAACAGAAUCUCAGCAGACUGUAAACGCUUAAAUAGAAUAUUUUAAAACUAACAAUUUGAAUCCUGGCAAACAGGUCCAUUUUAAAUGGCCAAAAGGGAUGGUUUUGUAACAGAUGAUGAAAUACUUUUAUUUGCUAUUUUAAUUGUAAAUAGAGACUGUGUACAAAUGGCAUUUUUACAGAUUUUAAAUAAAUAUCUGAUUUAAGUUAAUAUUGAUGAUGAUACUAAAAGUAUGUGGAUAACAUUUAAAAUAAAUUUUAUUACAGUAUUUGUGACAUA
Protopterus annectens (West African lungfish) is the source of this 7485-nucleotide messenger RNA. RefSeq names its product dedicator of cytokinesis 10 (gene DOCK10). Lineage: Eukaryota; Metazoa; Chordata; Ceratodontiformes; Protopteridae. Gene Ontology annotation, biological process: positive regulation of GTPase activity; regulation of cell migration; dendritic spine morphogenesis. Gene Ontology annotation, molecular function: guanyl-nucleotide exchange factor activity. The record is from RefSeq and is a predicted model, not a curated record. The transcript has 57 exons. Bases 375 to 6941 code for a protein of 2188 amino acids.